GUAAGUACCUUGGACUUUCAUGUAUUAUUUGAUGUUUAUGGCACAACAGUUGUCCAAAUGAUCGAGUUAAUGUUGUGUGUGAUGUUGUAGUCACAACAGUUGUCUAACUACUCCGAGGAAGCUAGUAGGCAACUGUUCCGGAGUAGAGACGACAAGAGCAACCCUCUUCGCAGCUUUGUGAAGAAAAUCAAAAAGGGCUGCAAGAAGUUAGCGGCUAAGCUGAGCUGUGCAGACACGACAUAUGCGCCUCCGUUGCACCCCAUGUUGUCUAGGAGCCAGACGGCCUCGAUGUCCACUAGAGCUACUUCGGCUAGGGCCGCGUCCUCCUCUGUACGUACUCCGCAGUACACAGGGAAGGGUCCAGCGGACGUGGACGAUGACGACGAGGCCCUUCAGUACUCCACGACUAGUGGCGACGACGACGACGACGAGUUACAGUGGGAGUUCACCGGUCACGAGGAGAUGGGUACCUCACAGCUAGGCGGUGCUCCUAUUGGUACACAGGGGGUGGAGUACACACCGGAGGAGUACACACAGGGGGUGGAGUACACACAGGAGGAGUACACACACGUCGAGCACCAGGGUACUUCGUCCACACAGGAGAUGGAGCGUAUCCAUAGGCGGCAGCGCGAGAGGCAGCGGCGAGACCGCACGGACGUGGGGUGGACAAGCAACGUGGUGCCUACCAAUCCUAGGAGGCGACGGAAGCCGCGAAACCGCUACACCCCUGGCGAUGAUUAGAUUAUACCUGUUUAGCAGUUGGGACUUGUCAUGUAGUACCUGUGACAUAUUGUUAUUUCCAGCACGUUGGUAACUGACAUAUUUCUAGAUAUUUGAUGUACCUUUUUUAAGCAUUAGUGAGAAUUAUUUAAGUUGU
Molecule: messenger RNA, 877 nt
Organism: Sorghum bicolor (sorghum)
Lineage: Eukaryota; Viridiplantae; Streptophyta; Magnoliopsida; Poales; Poaceae
Exons: 3
Coding region: 262-741 (159 amino acids)
Source: RefSeq, a predicted model, not a curated record